Sodiomyces alkalinus F11 is the source of this 3424-nucleotide messenger RNA. Its product is annotated as ATP-dependent protease La 2. Lineage: Eukaryota; Fungi; Ascomycota; Sordariomycetes; Glomerellales; Plectosphaerellaceae. Gene Ontology annotation, biological process: protein quality control for misfolded or incompletely synthesized proteins; protein targeting to peroxisome; protein catabolic process. Gene Ontology annotation, cellular component: peroxisomal matrix. Gene Ontology annotation, molecular function: serine-type endopeptidase activity; ATP binding; ATP hydrolysis activity. The transcript is spliced from 4 exons. Bases 265 to 3081 code for a protein of 938 amino acids. The record is from RefSeq and is a predicted model, not a curated record.
CCGACAUCGAAACUGAACUUCAUCUCGACUCUCCCCUGAACCCACUUUAACCACACUUCAAAACGAAAGCUAUUCAUAUUCAACUUUAGUACUUGCGCCUUCUUUCUUUAUUCAAAAUAAUUACAUUAUUGACCAACCACAGCGACAGCACCUCCGUCACGCCUCUCCCGAGCCGUGACCUCUUCAUCCGCGACAAGACCACUGAGCAACCAAUCGACCGACCGACUGAACUCCCUGCUCCGUGGACCAACCAUCCAUCCAUCGAUGGCGCCGCAAAAAGCAGUCUCUCUUCCCGUAAUACCCCUCGCACGCGGUACUGUCCUUCUUCCCGGCAUUACCCAGCGCAUCCCCGUCUCUGCCUCCCGCCCCGACAUCCCAGCUCUUCUCGCCAACGUCUACACUCGCGCCGCAUCGGCUGGCCCCAACGAGCGCGUCGACAAUGUCCCCAUAGCCUGCGUCCCCGUCGCCUCGCCCUUCGUUGGCACCAACGGCCAGCUGCUCAUCAACAACGGCGAGCCCAUAGACGAGUCCCAGAUUAAGCACGUAGACCCGGCUACCGCGACCAAGGCCGACCUCUACAACUAUGGCGUCGCCGCUCGUAUCACCGGCAUCGAAGGCCGCGGUACUGCCGAGUUUGCCCUACGCGUCGAGGGCGUUUCGAGGGUCCGUGUCGAGAAGAUCACCCAGGAGCGUCCGUAUUUCGAGGCGAAAGUGAAGCACUUCCCUGAACAAGUCGCGAUGGAUCAGCAGGUCCAAGAACUGUUCUCGCUUCUCAAGCUCCGGUCCCGCGAACUGGUACUCGCCCUGCGCGUUUCGUCCCUCCUUCCCGUGCCCCGCUCCGCCGAGAAUCCCGGAAUCUCUCCCCUCCUCAUCCGACGACUCGAGACGUUCAUCAUGAAAAAGGAAGUUCAGGAUGCGAGUUCUCUCGCCGACUUCAUGGCCAACCUCGUUGAGGCAUCCUAUGAACAGAAACUCGAGGUCCUCGCUGCUCUUGACGUCAAAGUCCGCCUCGCGAAGGUCAUUGAGCUGCUAGAUCGGCAAGUCGGGGGAAUCAGGAACAACUUCAAAAUCACGUCCAUCACGACCGUACCUAUCCAAGUGCUGGAUAAGCUGCCACAAUUCAGGCAACGGUCUCGUCCCAAUGGCGUCCCCUUGCCCGCCAACGGCUUUUUCCCACCCGGCGCCUCCAACGGUAUGGGCGCCGAACAGGACGACGACCAGGAGCCGAACGAGCUAGACGAGCUGCGCAAGAAGAUCGACGCUGCCAGGCUCCCUCCAGAAGCUGCCAAGCUGGCGGACAGGGAGCUUCGGCGGCUCAAGAAGGUGAUGCCAGGGAAUCAGGAAUACCAGGUCACGAGGACCUGGCUCGACGUUCUCGCGGAAAUCCCCUGGUCCGCGGUGACCGAGGACCGCCUGGGACCCGAUACACUGGUCAGGGCCCGGAAGCAGCUAGACCAAGACCAUUACGGCUUGGACAAGGUCAAGAAGAGACUCGUGGAGUACCUUGCGGUUCUGAGGCUCAAGCAAUCCGUCAACGACGAAGUCGACGAGCAGAUCAAGAAGGUUGAGGAGGAAGCUGCCGCUACCCCAGACGCCCACGAAAACGAAGCCGCCGAAGACUCCCCUGUCUCCCCUGAUCAGCGGACAUCGGCGGGCGACAAGUCCAAUUCCCUUGUCAAGUUAGAGGCCCUCAAGUCUCGUCGCAUGACCGACAAGUCACCCAUCAUGCUCCUUGUGGGUCCACCAGGCGUCGGAAAGACAAGUCUGGCCAAGUCAAUAGCAACCGCGCUCGGCAGGAAGUUUCACAGGAUUUCCCUGGGCGGUGUGCGAGACGAAGCCGAGAUUCGCGGCCAUCGCCGAACCUACGUAGCUGCUAUGCCCGGGCUGAUUGUGCAGGGCCUGCGGAAGGUCGGGGUGGCGAAUCCGGUCUUCCUCCUGGACGAGAUUGACAAGCUGGGCAUGUCCAACAUGCACGGUGAUCCGUCGGCGGCCAUGCUCGAGGUGUUGGACCCGGAGCAGAACAGCACGUUCACCGACCACUACGUCAGCAUGCCCAUCGACCUGAGCAAAGUCCUCUUCAUUGCGACGGCCAAUAGUCUCGAUACCAUCCCGGCGCCGCUUCUAGAUCGCAUGGAGACCAUCUACCUACCAGGUUACACCACACUUGAGAAACGACACAUUGCCAUGCAGCACCUCGUGCCCAAGCAGGUCCGGGUCAACGGCCUCUCCGAGGACCAGAUCACCUUCAGCCCGGAAGUCGUGUCCAAGAUCAUCGAGUCUUACACGCGGGAGUCGGGGGUCCGGAACCUGGAACGCGAGAUAGGUUCCGUCUGCCGUGCCAAGGCGGUCGAGUUCGCCGAGGCCAAAGAUGGCGGACAACUCGAGUCGUACAGGCCGCAGUUGACGGUGGACGACGUUGAAGCGAUCCUGGGCAUCGAGAAGUUCGAGGAAGAAAUCGCCGAGAAGACCAGCCGUCCGGGUAUAGUCACCGGCUUGGUCGCCUACAGCUCUGGUGGGAACGGGAGCAUCCUCUUCAUUGAAGUGGCCGACAUGCCCGGCGACGGCCGUCUGCAGCUUACCGGGAAGCUGGGCGACGUGCUCAAGGAGAGCGUUGAGGUGGCUCUCACUUGGGUCAAAGCCCACGCCUUCGAGCUCGGCUUGACUUCGGAACCUUCCGUCAACAUCAUGAAGGACCGGAGCAUCCACGUACAUUGCCCGUCUGGUUCGAUUCCCAAGGAUGGUCCUAGCAGCGGUAUCGCCCAGGCUAUCGCUUUGAUUUCUCUCUUUUCUGGCAAGCCUGUGCCCCCUACUAUGGCCAUGACCGGCGAAAUUUCUCUCCGUGGUCGGGUCACUGCUGUUGGUGGCAUUAAGGAGAAGCUCAUCGGCGCCAUGCGGGCAGGAGUCAAAACUGUGCUGCUGCCGGCGCAAAAUCGCAAGGACGUCAGGGACCUUCCCCAGGAGGUUAAGGACGGGCUUGAGAUCCUCCACGUCAGUCACAUCUGGGAGGCCGUCCGGCUCGUCUGGCCCGAUUCACAGUGGCCAGGCCUGGAACAUUAUGUGGCGAUCGAAAGUCGCCUAUGAGAGAACGUCACAGGCGCUUUUGCCCUUGUCUCUUUUUCAAAGCCCGUGGUUCCCAGUAUUGGCAAUUUGAAAAAGUCAAUAACAGGCAGAUACGGAAGAAGUUGUAGGGGCGGCGUUUAGUUGCCAAGCAUCUCGUCAGGCAGUGUCAUUUUCUUCUUUUUGCCUCUGUCAACUAGAACAAGGCGCUUCCAUUUGAAUGGCGUCGAGAUGUUGUGGUCAAGGAUUAGUCUCUUCUUCCUGCACUCCAUCCCUGUGUACGUAAUUGUCUUAUAUCAUCGGCACAUAUGUUUUCAGCGGCAGUCUGUCAAACUCGACCAAUCCCUGGCUUCACAAUCCAACCAAG